This is a messenger RNA of Archocentrus centrarchus (flier cichlid), 2560 nucleotides long. RefSeq names its product leukocyte receptor cluster (LRC) member 9 (gene leng9). The transcript has 8 exons. Bases 259 to 1956 code for a protein of 565 amino acids. The record is from RefSeq and is a predicted model, not a curated record. Gene Ontology annotation, molecular function: metal ion binding. NCBI's taxonomy places the organism in Eukaryota, Metazoa, Chordata, Actinopteri, Cichliformes, Cichlidae.
CUGAUUUUUUUUCUUUUUUUUCAGUUUUAACCGUCGAAUCAAAAAUAUCUCAGAUACUUUACCAGCGACGUGAAAGUACGCAAAUAAAUGUUCUAGUUUUUCGACUUUCUCACUGAUACCAGGGUUUACGUACGAUGAACGACAAAGUGAAACUACAUUACCCAUAAUCCAGUCUGAUACAACAAACACGGGGUCAAAGGGCGCUUGAAAAGUCGCAGCCGUUUUCUUUGAAGGUUUGUCUACUAAAAAGAUCUGAGCAUGGCUUCCGGUGGAUCAGGAGUUCCCCCAGAUGUUGCCAGUGAGACCCACAUGACACCCACCAGUCCGACUGACACGUCGGGUCCACAGUCAGGUAAAGACACCCUAAAAGCCAAAGGAGAGUCAGCAGAACAUUACGAGGAUGGAGCCAAAGUCUGCCAGUUUUUCCGGAUCGGAAAAUGUCGUUUUGGCCUCAGAUGCCGUUUAGCUCACAGUCACCCAUCACUGGAUGAUUCAGGAGCUCUGUGUUCUGAUGUAGAUGAUAAACAGGAUGGAAAAAAGACUGAAAAACACAAGAACAACAAGGGCAGUGUUAACAAAGUGCCAAAGCCGAAAUGGGACGAGGGAAGAGAGGUGAACAAAAAGCCUCGUAUGCGCACAGCAGAUGACGUGAUUUCCCGAAUCCUGUGGGACCCGUCGGUGGAUGCAUCAGAAUUUGUAGUGGGCUAUGUGGAUCGCUUCCUUGGCGUGCUGGAGCGCCCCUUCUGUGACUUCAACUGGGAGACCAACCCCUGUGACUGUGACUACACUGCUGAACUGGCCCUGCCCAAACACAGGAUCCAGUACUUCACCUACAGAGGGCUUCGUGUCUGGGACCGUCACACCAGGACUGACCGAGUUUUUGGUUCCACAGGUCAAUCUCUGGCUCCCCCCUUUGGAGGGGAAGAGGUAGUAAAAGAAGAAAACACAGAAGUGCUUGAAACCACAGCAGAGCAGCCACCUGCAGUCAGUGGGCAGGAAGAGGGGUGUGCUCGCACCGGGAACACACAUCUGGAGGAAGAGAAGCAGAAUCAGAUGAAUAUUCACACCCCUGAGUCUGCACCACCAGCUCCAGAGUGUAAAGGAAACACUUCUCAGGAGCAACAGGAGUCACAAGGAUCAUGCGUUGUGGAGGAGGCUGCUGAUAGACAUCAGGUUUCAGCAGAUCAGAGUUCUUCAACCCAAGAAAAAGAGGAACUGGGUGUAAAAGAAGAGGGUGAGGGGGAGACUUUGGCAGAAAGGGAGGAAAGCUGGGAAGGCAAUGAAGACUCUGUGAGUUAUCUUGCAGCCGUACAAGUCCGCAAGAAUCCAUCUGCACCUCUGGAGCAGAGAAAAGAGAAAAACGGUGGUCGCCCCCCUAAGAAGAAACCCACGCACUUCAUCACCUUCCGAGCCAACACUCCUGCCAUCCUCUCCUGUUUCCAGCAGCUGCAGAAUGAGCUCACCUCCCUCCUGCCUUCCUCUGCUCCUCACUGGCAGACUGCCUCCAGCCUUCACGUCACCCUGUGCCUUCUGGUGCUGCAUAGCCCCGCUGAGGUGGCGGCUGCUGGUGAGAUCCUCCGACGGUUUGCCCAAUUGGACCGAAACCCACCUGUGGCUGUGACCUUUCCCGUGAAGCUGAAACAUUUCCACGGGAAGGUGCUGUACCUGAGUCCCCAGCCUCAGCUCCAACUCCAGCAGCUCAACAGCGGCCUUCAGGAGGCUUACAGGAAAGAGGGAUGGCUCCACAGGGACUCCUACAUCCCACGCUACCACCUCACUCUGGCCAAAUUAAGCGGCAGCGAGGAAGAGAGGAUAUUUGAAGGUGUGGGGGACCUGAGGGUGGGGAAAGGUUUGAAUUUUGGUCGUCUGCCAAUUAACACCUUGCACCUUUGUGCUAUAGGCAGAGAUAAAGUAGAUGGUUUUUAUGAGAGGGUGUGCACAGUAACACUUCGAUGAUAACGAAGUCUGACGCGCAGAUGUGCACUGUAUGCUAAUAUUUUCCAUAUUUCUGGGUGCAAUAGGCCAUGUGGCCUCAUCUACCAAAGCUGAAGCCUCUGAACUUUAUAAGAAGUUAUGUUUUUUUUUUUUCCAGAUAAGAUGCACAAGAUAUUUUUAAACAAGGCCUUAAAAGUUAUAAAAUUUAACUUGCUUAACUUUAUUUGAUACAGUGACCUCAUUUAAAUUUAAAAUAUGAUCACAAUUAUAUUUAUUUUCCCUAUUUAAUGCAUUUUAAUUUAUUAAGGCAUUAAAUCUCAUGAUUCAUAUUUCAAGAUAAGGACAGAAUCACAUGUAAUGAAGCGAUUGAUUGUAAAAACUAAUACAAAAGAUCCAGACCCAUCUGAAAACGCUGAGAGUAAUGAACAGAUCAGGAAAAGUUCUACAACACUAACUUGACUUCAUCUUGUUUAAUAAAAAAUAUCUUAUCUUUACAGUACUUUAAAAACUUCAUCAUCUAGUUACUCCCCAGGAAUUAAAAACACACACAAAAAAAAAACAAGGAAAAAAAACAUGAAACUGUGUUUUUCAUGGGGGAAAAAGCUCAUAAAUAAAUGCUGUUAAA